AUGGCUUCGCGACUCAAGCUUGAGGUCAAAGCAGGCGCCCGCCGUCGUGGCGAGCGUCCCGCCACUGUCUCUGAAGACCGCAUCUCAUUUGCCGAGGCUACCAUCGGAGAAUGGGAAGUGCUCGCUCAUCAACAACCUAUGGUCCUGUCUACUUCUGCGGCCGAUCGUCCAAGGGGAGCCGCAGAUGCGCACAAUGAUAUGAUGGAGCCGCUCCAUGAGGCAUCUACCCUUCCCCUUCCAAAGGGACCUGACUGCACACUGACUCGCAAAGGUGCUCGCGAGAGUAUGACCAUUGGACGGUCUGAAACGGUCUUGCUCAUGUUCUACAUCGAGGACUUGCUACCCUUCACCUUCCCUUUCUACUGUCCCUCUCUCCUCCAUGGAGGUAAAUCAUGGAUACUGGACAUGUUGAUAAGCUCUCCGGUGGUGCGGCAGGCCGCACUCUGUCAGAGCUCAUACUUUUUUUCUUUAGCGCGAGGAACGGCCGACCACGAAGGGGCAUGGGACACCGUUCUCAAGCAAACCCGGGAUGCCUUUGAGGUGCUGAGACAGUCGCUGCAGGUCAUCGGUGACUCGGACAUUACAGAACAUCUGCAUGGCGCUGUGCGGAUCCUGGCAAGCGUCAUGCAAAUUCAACGUUUUGAGAUUGCCAUCCUGAGCUUCAAUAAUUGCCAGGCACACCUCAAUGCCGCGUUGGCUCUUUUCGAACAGCUUCUUGACAGUGCAGGUGGUGCCGAAGAAGCGGAUCCUAGUUCAAGCUUCAACACUAUUCUCAGCCGUCUGGGUCCGCUCUCGUGGGAUAUACCUGUCCACUGCGCGGAGGUUCCGAGUGCUGAACAGACUGCCUUUCGCUUCUCGUCCACCCUCUUGAUAUUCGAUGACAUUAUUGCCAGCAUGCUUCUCCAGCAACACCCCCGUUUGCACAAAUUCCAUCGAAGCCUCCUCGGCAAUUCUAUAAUCGGCGCCGAGAACCCUGUCAAUCUCGAGGCCGUUAUCGGAUGUCAAAACUGGGUUUUGCUCCAAAUGGGGGAGAUUGCCGUGCUUGACGCAUGGAAGAGUCAAUGCCAAACGACCGCGACCCUUGAUGUCAUGGAGCUCGUGCAGCGCGCCAAAUUCAUCAAGGCUUCCCUGGAGACUUGUCUCAAGCUGUCCGAAACCAGUCCCGGCGUCACUCCGAAAGAGACCAGCAGUCUGUUGAAUGUCUUCACAGCAAACUACUGCGAGCAGACAAGAGCACGUACCAGUCAAAUACCGUUGGUCACCCGUGUCUGGGCCCAUGCGGCGCUUGUGUACUUGUUCGUAGUUGUAUCCGGCUGGCAGCCCGCAAGUAUCGAUGUACGCUAUCACGUUGAUCAAAUCCUGCAGCUCUUGACCCAUCAAAUAUCAACGCCGGCGUUGUUGCGCACAGUGGUCUGGCCGUUCUGCGUAGCAGGAUGCCUCGCCGAGCCAGCGCAGGAAGUCCGUUUCCGUGACUUGGUGCAGGCAUUGCAGCCGCCAAGUAUCUUCGGCACCGUACGCAAGGCCCUUGACAUCAUGGAGAAUGUAUGGCGCAACAGGAAUGCACCAGACGUUGCGAGCCGUGACCUUGCUGCAUGUUUCAGAAGCCAAGGUGAUCUGGUGCUACUUGUCUAG
Messenger RNA from Exophiala viscosa, 1632 nucleotides. RefSeq names its product fungal-specific transcription factor domain-containing protein. The transcript has a single exon. Lineage: Eukaryota; Fungi; Ascomycota; Eurotiomycetes; Chaetothyriales; Herpotrichiellaceae. The record is from RefSeq and is a predicted model, not a curated record. Bases 1 to 1632 code for a protein of 543 amino acids.